This is a messenger RNA of Hevea brasiliensis (rubber tree), 1059 nucleotides long. RefSeq lists its product as uncharacterized. Bases 1 to 1059 code for a protein of 352 amino acids. The transcript is spliced from 7 exons. NCBI's taxonomy places the organism in Eukaryota, Viridiplantae, Streptophyta, Magnoliopsida, Malpighiales, Euphorbiaceae. The record is from RefSeq and is a predicted model, not a curated record.
AUGACGCUAGAAAUGGGGUCACAAAAAAAGAAAGGACCUAGGACAAAUAUAGUGAAGAGUUCAUUUAUACCACCGGGCGCAUUAAGAAGGGCAAGGGGACAUGGACAUCAAUCAAGAUCAUUUUUACCUAUGACAUCCACACAAAGUCAAACUGCAUCAAUUGCACGUUGUUCGUUAGAGCCACAUAAUGACAACUCUCUUUUUCAAGAUGUUGAUCAUAGGGAAGAAGAUGGUGGAGUACAGGAACAAAUACUUGAACAAGUGCAUGAAGAUUUUGAUACUGCAGAAUGUAAUACAACAAGGCAACAUCAAAGUAAUAAUAAUCCAGCUCAGGAAGAAACACAAGAAGGUAUUUCCACUAUACAAAAGAAGAGAAAAACAAGAGGAAUGAACAAGGGUAAAAAGAUUACAGCACUUAAGGAUGGAGAGAAACUGGAUGUGGUUUUUUAUAAUAAUCGAGUUGUUAGAGAAAAUCAUGCAGAAUGGUCAAGACAUUUGGGCAAAAUAGUGCGUGACCCAAACAUUUAUCCAAUAAGAGUGCACUCAUGGAAGCAAAUUGGAGAAGAUGCAAAAGAUCAUAUGUGGGAUUCAGUCAAGGAGAAAUUUAAAAAUGUUGACAUUGAGCUAUAUCGAGAAAAGACUUUAGAGCAUAUGAAUCAUUUGUGGAAUAAUUGGAGAGGGGAUUUGAAAUGCCACAAUAUAAAGCCUUGUGGUUCUUUUCCAGAGAUGUUGAAAAAUGUUCCUCAAGGGAUGCAUCAAGAAGAUUGGGAGUGGUUAGUUAAGAACCAUUUUUGCACCAAAAAAUUUAAGGAAACAAGUGUUCGAAACUCUGAAAAUAGGAAAAAUUUAACUAUGCUUCAUCGUACUGGUAGCAAACCUUACAGACAAAUUAUCUAUGAUUUGGGAGGCAAGGAUGGCAAUCCACCAGACAUUGGAACUAUAUUCUUUGAAACUCAUAAGAAGGGUGCAAAUUUGGUUGACUCUAAUGUUCAAGAGAAAUAUAACAAUGUUUUGAAACACGACAUCGUGAUCAAAUUAUUGGUUAUGGGGGUGGAAUAA